Molecule: messenger RNA, 1836 nt
Organism: Arctia plantaginis
Lineage: Eukaryota; Metazoa; Arthropoda; Insecta; Lepidoptera; Erebidae
Source: the annotation of a GenBank genome assembly
AUGGAAACAGAGACCAAUGUUGAAAUAUCUGUGAAAACUGAAAGAAUUGAUCCAGAAAUUGAUGAAAAAACGAACGAGAUACAACACGUUAAUGGUUUACUGGGCGACUUUAAACUCAGAGAAGAAGAAGUAUGGAUCAAACCGGAUAUAGAAGAUAGUUCGCAAGACUCAGUGAAGAAUGGACCACCACCGGACUAUAUCGAGGUCGAAGUAAAAGAAGAAUUUCCUCCGAGCAAAGAUGAUUCGGUGUCAAAAUUGCCUCUCAAGAAGAGGAUUCAAUCAUUGGACAAGGUACAAAAGGAUUUAUCUGGAGAUGAUGAUUCGACUGCGCAAAACGAAAAAGGCCAGGAAGGUGCUGAGGCUGACGGGGAGAAUACUGGACAAACAGACAAAGUGGACGAUGAUAAACCUAAAGAAAAAUACAUAAUGUACUCUUACGAGGUAACAAAGAACAUUCAGAUAGUGACCAUUACUGAAGAGGAGAGGCAGAUAGAGCACAUGGAGAACAUGAAACUGCGGCAGCACAUGAGACACGUGUGCGAGGACUGCGCCAUCGGGUUUGUGCUGGAGCAGGCCUACCUCAUGCACAUGAAAGUGCACUCAAAGGAGGCCGGCGAGCACGAGUGCGAGCUGUGCCACUCGCACCUGAAGACGGCGGACAUGCUGUACCGGCACCGGCUGCGACACUACCGGCGCUACCGCUGCCUGCUGUGCUGGACGCGCUUCAAGGACAAGGACACGGCCGCCUGCCACGUCAUGACCGACCACGUGGGCACCGCCUUCCACUGCGAACACUGCGGGAGGGGCUUUAAGCGUCCCCAGUACCUGAAGAGACACGUCGAACAGUAUCACACCAAACCUCAUCGACUGGAGUGUGCCGUCUGCUUCAGGGUGUUCCACGAGAGGGGGUGGUAUAGAUCACAUAUAAGAACUCACAACGAGGAGGUCCGGCUGGGCACGGUGAAGGUGCCGGUGACGUGCGACGUGUGCUCGCGCACGUUCAAGAACAAGUCGUGCCUCAAGCGACACCUGCAGGCGCACCAGGCAGAGAACGUGCCGUGCGACCUGUGCCACCUCGUGCUCAAGAACCGCCACGCGCUCGGACAGCACUACCUCAACGUGCACCACGAGAAGUACGAGGGCGCCCCGGAGGUGACGUGCGCGCUGUGCCUGCGCGUGUGCGCGACGCGCGCCAUGCUCAAGCGCCACGUGCGGCGCAUGCACAGCGACCGGACCAAGAAGUACCAGUGCGACCACUGCCAGCGCUACUACCUGACGAAGGGCGAGGUGCGCUCGCACAUCUCGUGGUCGCACGCGGCGGGCGCGCGCGCGGGGCACGCGUGCGGCUGCGGGCGCGUGUUCCGCACGCCCUCGCUGCUGCGCGACCACGCCGCACGCUUCCACGCGCCCCACCCGCCGCCGCGCAACCACGAGUGCGAGCUCUGCGGGAAGGCCUUCUCGAACAAACAAGUCCUAACACGUCACAAGAAGAGUCACUCGAACGAGAUGUACCCCUGCAACGAAUGUGGACUCCUCUUCAAGACCCAGCCGUACGUGAAAGUCCACUACCAGAUCAAACAUUUGAACAUGACCAGGGCACAGAUCAAGGCUCAACGCAAGCUCAACAAACAGAACAGAAUAGCACAGAACAACAUUCAUGUGAAACCCAACUGGGAGCCUGUUAUACCUAACAAGAAACAUGAUGUCUCUGAAAACGAUCCCUUGCUGGUCCAAAAAACGGAUAUCGCGAUCAAAUUAGAGAAAGAGAGCGACGAGGGAGAAGAAGAAAUAAAUGUACCCUUGUUCCAGACUUUUAUUGAUGUUGACAGGAAUUGA